Molecule: messenger RNA, 3558 nt
Organism: Olea europaea var. sylvestris
Lineage: Eukaryota; Viridiplantae; Streptophyta; Magnoliopsida; Lamiales; Oleaceae
Exons: 3
Coding region: 884-3190 (768 amino acids)
Source: RefSeq, a predicted model, not a curated record
AACUUCUAAAUAAACCCUUAUUUCUAUUAAUUGAUUUCUUAGUCGGCGUUUUGAUGGAAUCUACCUUUCGUUGCCCAGAAAUUUUUUUUUGCUUGGAUAGUUUCUACUUCUAUACUUAACUUCUUCAAGCAAAUGUAACCAAAAUUUUCUGUAGAUCUGAAGAAAAUUUUAGAAUCAGAAAAGAUUUUGUAUGUGUGGGUUCGGAUUGUUUGUCAGUGUGCUUCGAAUCUGAGUAAGUACAACAAUGUUCAAUUUUAAACUGAAUUGACGAGAUAAUUAUUAUUCCGUCAUAAAUUCUGAUGCCAUGGGUUUGUUUUGGUUUGGAUCUUAGCUCAAUGUGAAUGCUAUGGUUGAUUAUUAUUUUUAUUUAUUUAUUUAUUUAUUUAUUUUGAAUUGAAUUGAAUUGAACUUGAAACUUUUUUACUAGAGAGGAACUUCUUGCAGAGGCGAGCGGUCCUUGAAACAUUAUAUUUUAAGUAGCUUGAUAUGUUCUGGCCUGUAUAAAAGAAGCUCUUUUGAUGGUUUAUUGAACCUUUUUUUAGUAUCAUGGUGCAAGCUCGAGCUUGAGAUUGAUCUGCAUUUAUUAGGAUUAAGUUAAAUAUUGAUUGUUUUAUUCAUCAAUCUACUUGAUGUAUAAAUUGAUAAUCAAUUUAUUUGACGAGAAUAUAAUAACUUAGAUUGUGAGAUUGAAAUAUUUGCAAUUCUGUAAUGACAGUAUUUAUGGUAGAUCACGCAAAGUUCAGGAAAGAUGAAUAACUUUUUAUUUCAAAAUGUGCAGACUGGGUAACCAUGGCUAUUUUGGAUAUUGGUCUCGGAUUGUUACCCACUGUAUGCUGUUUGUAGUUUAUAUUCAAGAAUUUGGGUUUGAUUUCUGAACUUUGUGAUGGAAUCAAACGUAGAGGAAGCACUCAGGUUUAAAGCAAAUGCUGAGAAGAAGUUUGCAGAGAGAAAUUUUGUUGGUGCAAGGAAUUAUGCUUUAAAAGCUCAGAUGUUCUGUCCUGAACUGGAGGGUAUUUCUCAAAUGGUGGCAACUUUUGGAGUUUACAUUGCAUCGGAGGCAAAAAUUAAUGGAGAAAUUGAUUUCUAUUCAAUUCUCGGAAUGGAUCCAUCUGCCAACAAGUCUAAGUUGAAGAAACAGUACAAGAAGAUGGCGGUGUUGCUCCAUCCUGAUAAGAACAAAACUGUGGGUGCUGAUGGGGCCUUCAGACUUCUGUCAGAAGCAUGGACGCAUUUAUCCAAUAGUGUUAAAAGAAGCUCUUACGAUCACAGGAGAAAUUUGUAUGCUGGCCAUGCUGCUGGGGCCGGUGGUUAUGACAUGUAUUCCAAGUCUGCAGUUUCUCAUAGCACGCUUGACACGUUCUGGACUGUCUGUACCACCUGUGGUGUUCAAUAUGAAUAUCUCCGGAAGUAUGUAAACAAACGGCUUUCUUGUAAGAAUUGUCGUGGUGUCUUCAUUGCUGUUGAAACUGGAGUAGCCCCAAUAAAUGGUUCUUUCUCUUAUGGCCCAAGCUCUUAUGUGUCUGAGAAUGGUUAUGGAAGUUAUGGUCAUGGAGGUGCUUAUGUCCCAACAACAACUGGAUAUUGUGCACCUAAUGGAGUCUCAGGACAUCAUACCGGACAUGGAGCUGAGUUUGUCUCCAAUUUAUCUUUUCAAUCCAACUCCUUUCCUGGAUAUCAUGUUGACGUUUUAGAUCCUAAUGAAUCGUCUACAAUGUCCUUUACUUUCUAUCAAGAAAAUAAGAAGGCAAAUAAAACAAAAGCCCAUGGAAACCAUCACAUGGUAAAGGCUGCAGUUGAUAUUGUCUCCACUCCCUGUACUGAUUAUAACGAAAUAUCAAGACCAAAGCGUGGUAGACCAGCCAAGAAGAUAAAAGUCGACUUGACAAGUAGUCUUCCUAAAGGACAUGAACUGUCUGCAGAAACUGUUAUGGAAGCAAAAAUGACCUCUGGAAAUGGGAUCUUGAAGCGUAACUCUAAGCUUCAGUUGACAUCUGAGACUUCAAUCAGACGCAGUUCGGCUGCCCCUCCUUUUGAUGCUAGACAAUUGUUAAUUGACAAGGCAAGAUCAGAAAUACGCAAUAAACUUGAAGAGAUGAGGUUGGCUUCAGAAGCUGCAGCAGCAGAGGCUUUGACGAGGAAAACACACACUGAAGUUGAUAAAUCCAGUGAAGCUGCCAAAAUAUCAUGUCCAACUGGUACUGGCUAUCAAGCAGAACUGAAGAGAACUUUUUCAAUGUCAAUAACUGUUCCAGAUUCAGACUUUCAUGAUUUUGAUAAGGAUAGAUCAGAAAACUGUUUUAAGCCCAAGCAGAUAUGGGCCCUCUAUGAUGAAGAAGAUGGUAUGCCUCGAUUGUAUUGUCUAAUCCGUGAGGUCAUCUCAGUCAGUCCAUUUAAGAUUCAUAUUGGCUACUUGAGCUCUAAAACUGAUAAUGAAUUUGGAUCAGUGAAUUGGUUGGAUUCUGGGUUUACCAAAUCUUGUGGAAAUUUUAGGGUCUAUCAUUCUGAAAUUGUCGAGCAAGUCAACAUAUUCUCUCAUCUUCUUGGUAGGGACAAAGCUGGUAGGGGUGGUUGUGUAAGAAUCUACCCAAGAAGUGGUGACAUUUGGGCUUUAUAUUGGAACUGGUCCCCAGAUUGGAGCAGAACAACUCCAGACGCAGUGAAACACCAGUAUGAAAUGGUUGAGGUUAUUGAUGAUUAUUCUGAAGAGCUUGGAGUUUGUGUUGCUCCUCUAAUAAAGCUAGUUGGAUUCAAGACGGUAUAUCAGAGAAACACCAACAAAGAUGCCAUUCGGUGGAUUCCAAGAAGAGAAAUGUUACGGUUUUCACACCAGGUGCCAUCUUGUUUACUUAAAGGCGUAGACAAUAAAUUGCCCGAAGGUUGCUGGGAUCUUGACCCUGCUGCAACUCCAGGUGACCUUCUCGAGAGAGAAACAGAAGCUCAAAACAAUGUAAUUCCUUAUCGGGUACAGAACUCUUCGAAAACUCUUGAUCAACAAUUUCGUGCAGAAACCAUAGAAUGGGAAGAAAAAUUCAGUCAAACGAAUAGCUUUUCUGCAAAUCCCGAUGACUGGUCCCCGGUAGUAAGCAAACCAUGCAUGGAAGAGAGAACUUCGGUGGAGCUUCCUCAAGGUGAGAAUUUAAUCAAAACUCCAGUUGAUCUUCAUCAGACUGAAACAAGUGCGAGGACUUGACGAUCUCAGAAGAGCAUCUUUAAGUCAUAUAUCUGACGCAGCUAAACAUAGGGAGUGAAGUUCAAAGUCAUUUACAUUAUUCUGACAGUGCUGAAAUUGAAAAUGUACAGAUUCAAAUACACAGCCUAGAAACUAUCCUGAAGAAAUUAGGUAAUUGAUGAUCAAAACUGAUCUAUACCCAUUGCCCUCCAUUGUUUUAGGUGGCUGUACCUCUGUUUUGCAAUCUGUAAUGGGAAUUCUAUUGACUUCUAGUUUACAUAAAUGGUUCUUCCAUUUGAUCCUAACAAGUAGGUGAUGUCGUACUCUAAUUUUAUUAGGUACUAUUAUUUCGCCAAUUCAGUUAAUACCAAGAUUAUUUUUCUUCUUGA